Messenger RNA from Menidia menidia (Atlantic silverside), 5646 nucleotides. The record is from the annotation of a GenBank genome assembly. Lineage: Eukaryota; Metazoa; Chordata; Actinopteri; Atheriniformes; Atherinopsidae.
AUGCGCGCGCACGCGCAGGGAGGAUGCAGCCUCUGCUCAGACAACAAGCGCGCCACUGAGGGAGGAGAACAACCGGCAACGGGUGGGUGGACGCACCGACACACCGACGACCAGGACCCACCGGGACCCGAGCCACCGGUGGCCCGCCCGCAGCCCCCGCCGGGCCCCAACGGAACCUCCAGCCCUCCGCGUGUCCGCGCCGUGAACCCCCGGAGUGGAGGCAAAAAAAAAAAAAUGAAGAAAAGCAACCAAAGCAGACGGGGUGUUCAGGACUCCGGUGGUCCGCCGGCGGUCCAGCAGCCCGAGAAGGUGGGCUGGAUCCGGAAGUUCUGCGGUCGAGGGAUUUUCAGGGAGCUGUGGAGGAGCCGCUUCGUGAUCCUGAGAGGAGACCAUCUCUACAUUUCCGACAAGGAGGUGAAAGACGAGCGUAAAGCUCAGGAAGUUUUCGACCUGGCUGAUUACGAGCGGUCGGAGGAGCUGAGGAAAGCCAAGAGCCGCAGCAAGAAAAACCACAGUCGCUUCACCGUGCAGCGCUGCAGGCAGCCCGGGAACACCGUUCCUAAUCUGGUGUUUCUGGCAGUCAGUCCUGAGGAAAAGGAGUCAUGGAUCAAUGCGCUCAAUGUGGCCAUCAUCAAGGCCAAGAACAGAGUUUUAGAUGAGGUGACCAUCGAGGAGGAAAGUGCUUUGGCUCAUCCCACCAGAGACCGAGCGAAGAUCCCUCAUGGCCGCCGCCUGCCGACCAAAGGACACCUCAUGGCUGUGGCGUCCACCUCCUCCCAUGGGAUGCUGACCCUUGACCUGGUAGCGGAGGAGGACGGCUUCUGCCCCGAUUAUGACGAUGACCUGGAUGGAUCCUGGGAGAACAGCUUCCGGGUGGACCUGCAGGGCGGCGGCUCUGGCGGCGGGCGCGGCGGCCGUCAGCGGGCCGGCACGGAUGUCUCAAAGCUGCGGGUGACUUCCAAAGAGCCCAAAGUGAAAACCGGCAGUUUGCCCAGGGGGAACGAGCUUUCCUGCGGAAAGCAAUCCCUCCUUGACACCUCCAAGCUCCACAAAAACCAGCAAGUCCAGACUCAGUCUCAGACGCCGCAGCCCGGAAAAAGGUUCAGCAUGCAGGGUCGAAGCCGUUGUGCCUCCAUGGAUGAAGUCCACUCAUCCAGACCAGCAAUGAUCCGCUCAGAGUUUCGCUCCGCUCUCCGGCGCUGUCCGACGGAGGAGGAGGCGGGGGGCGGGGCUUCGGCCCAGCCCGUGGGUCAGCUGCAGAGCCUCAUCGCUCAGAGGAUGCAGAGGGCUCAGGAGCUGCUGGAGGAGAUGAGACUGCAGGAGCUGCAGAAGGCCAAAGCGGAGAGGGAGCGUGGAGGCAGCUCCACCUACCUGAAGGGCAUCGAGUCCCCUCGACUCCAUCACCUCAGGGGCUCCGACUCCCCUCAUUCCAGCAGGUCUUCGGGGUCUUCGAGGAGCAGGAGCAGCGACUCUCCUCGCCUCCGGGGCAGAGACUCUCCUCGCUUGAGAGGAAGAGAGUCUCCUCGAUCCAAGGCAAAGAGGAAUCGCUCCAAGGCGGCCGACUCGCCUCGCUCCAGGGGGUCCCACUCGCCCUCAGCCAAAGCCGCAGAGUCUCCCCGACUGAAGGACUCCCCCCAGGCGUUCGACUCUCCGCGCCUGAAGAGCUCCGACUCACCGAACCUCAACGGCUCGUCCGGUUCCUCUUCCAACAAGCAAGACAGCUCACCUGCACAGAAGACUCCGGAAUUGUGUUCCAGCCUGAAGGGGUCAGAAUCCAAAGGAUCCGACUCCCCGCCGGCAGGCAGCGACGGCGACUCCCCCCGUCUGGCCAACGCCAAGGAGGCGUCCGGUCAGGGCCAGAGCCUCCCCGUCGCGCAGGGAUCCCCCGUCUCCCCGCAGCCCAAAACCCCCGACAAGCAGCGCCUGUCGCCCCCGCCGCCCGCCUCGCCGCUGCCCGAGGAGGACUCGGACGUGGGCAGGAAGCGGGCCGAGGCGGAGCGCCUCCUGGAGGAGGCCGUGUCGUCGUGGAAGGAGGCGCAGGAGGUCCUGCAGGAGGUGAAGGAGCUGCAGAGCCAGACGCUGAGGCGGCAGCGCCGGAGGACCUACGAGAAGAUGACCACCUCAGCGGCGGCGGAGGGGGACGACACGCCCACCUCACCCACGUCCCCCGAGGACAACGAAGAGUCGGAGACACCCUGACGGAGAUUCCCUUUGGUACAUGACCUGUUUGAUUCUUGCUUUUUCUCAGCGGAGGUUGCAGCGUUUUUCGGCAUGUUUUAUGCACAAAGAAGAGACGGAAUUGCCUAAUUUUGAGGUCUUCAGUUCUAUCUCCGACAUGAUUUUGUAUCUUUUAAACGGUGAGAUACACAUGGCCACCUCAGCAAAUGUGGAUUUUUUUUUUCAAAAAAGCAGUUCUUCCCAAGGAGGAUUAAUGGCUUUAGUCCUUCAAAUUGCACUACACUGACACCAGGCAGAGGCCCCCUCACUUGAGCUGCCCCUUUUGUUCCAGGAAACCUUUCUCUGUGGCGGAAGUGUCACAUUUAAUUUGGGUAAACACGGUUUCAAUGGAGAGGGCCUCCAACCACCUUCGCUAAUGAUGCUGCAUGUUGCUGUUCUUUGUCUCUUUUUGCAGAAGGUUGAAGCGAAGAGCCUUUUUGUGGAUUACAAAAAACGUUUUUGGUUAAAAAAAAACCCAAUAAAAUAGCUUUGGGCUUUAAAAGAAAGUCCCAUUUUUUUCAAGCAAAGAUGUCAAAUUUAUACAGUGAAAAACUUUUUACAAAAGAUGAAAAUGAUGAAGACGCUGAUGAGCACCAUGUUUCCUAAGAGCACAAAGUGGGGUUUUACUGUAAAUUUCUUCCUUUUAAAGCAAAAAGACACUGAAAAUGGACUUCCAGUUCCAACAUUUGUUGAGAAUUUCUUAGCUGAUGUUGAUUUGAGUCAUUUUGUGUGGUGUAUCUGUUCAAAAUGAUUCAUUGGUCAGUUAGUUGUUGCCCUUUUUUACUCAUGUCCUAAAAUGUCCUUCCAGCUCACUGUUUGUAUGUUUACAAUAACAGGGAGUUUAUUUAGACUACAGCAAAAAUCAGGGAGUUUUAAUGUUUUACACAAUUAUUAGAAAAAAAGCAAUAAUGAGCACAAAAAAAAAAACUUGACCUGAGUAUAACGUGUGGAUGAAACAGACCGCCGACACAUUCAAAAACUAUGUGCACUAUGAACUAAAUUCACUUCACCCCCAUUUUUACUGUGUAAGAAGAAUUUCUCGAGCGUUUUAUAUCUUGACUGAAGAUGUUUUACUUGCACCUAAUUAACCUGAGGCAUGAGUCUGACACUUUAUUUAAAACAUCAAACAUUAUUAAAUCCUCAUAAAAAUUUUAAUUUAGUAAGAGUCCAAUCCAGUGAUUUGUAUUUAGAGUAUUCCACAUUUAUUAAUCAAAAACAGUCCAAACAGACUUAACAGAUCUUGCAGAAACGCACAAAAAUAAAUAGAAUAUUAUUGAAUAAUAGAUAAACACACCACAGACUAAUGUCAAUGCAAACAUCCAUGAGAAAACUCUCACAUCCACUCAAGAGCUACAUAAAAACUACUUUUCUACAGUCAUGUCAAAACGAUCACCGUCAUAAAUUAUUCUACGCAUGCUCCAAGCCUGUGCAUAAAUAAUACAAAUAUCUAGCUACUAACAGGGGAUGCAGACAUGAAGCAGGUGCUGAAAUCUGUGCACAUUGGACACAUUUCAGUGUGGACACAUAUGAAACACAGAAUUUACAUACUGCAGAUGGGUCGCUGAUAAAUUUAGCACAUGUGAGGACAUUUCUGUCGGAUAACAUGAAAAAUAACACAAACAAUAGAAUCUAGGUAUUUAAGAUACAAUUCUAUGAUAAAUUAUAUGCAGGUUGGCCUCAAUGUUGUAUCCAGAGAUUUAAAAGGGUAGAAAGUCUGUUCUACAGUGUUGGAUUUGUCCCCCCUGGGCCACUGUAGAAAAACAUAACAUGUACAUAACUCAAUAUGAGUUAUGUAAAGCAUUACUGCCAAUCGAUAACCUUAAAAGUUCAAAUAUGGAACAGUGUGUUCGGGCAAUUCUCUCUGGUUAUCAAAUUCAAAUAAAACUCAGCAUAAAAUACAAAUAAGCUCAUGCACAUUUCUCUAUUUCAUCAAUAUCACCUGACAUGACAACCAAAUUUCCAUCUUUACAAAGUGCAGACAGACUUUUUCUAUGUAUGUCUGCAUUGUUUAAAUUUGAAUUAGUUUAAAUUUGCAUUUGCCGUUAAUAUGUUUUUUCCAACCACGAACUUCCACGGAAAAUACAAAUACUCCAAGAAUAGCUUUGAUCUAUACUAAACAUAGUGCUAUCAUUGUGGAUUUUAAAAAGCAGAAACUCAGUAAGCAGGCUAUGAGUUCAGAUGCACAUGUGUUUUACAGAGACACUAUGAAGUUUAAUAUGUAAUGAAAUGAAUUUCAGCUGCAGACCCUUAUAUUUGUCCCUCUUGAAUCAAGUUUUUCUGCUGCUAAUGUUUAGUUAGGGUAAGAUAUCAGCUGAUGAAACUGAUGUUUGACCAGUAAACAGACUAAAUCCACAUUUAUUUAUCUGAGGUUCUGUGUUUCACUGGCUUCACAAAGCUUCCCUUUUUUAAAACUUUUUUUCCUGUCUGGGUGUUUUUGCACAUUUUUUCAUGACUUCUUAAAGCAUGCAUAAGAAUGCACUGACACUGAAAGAGCUAAAUCACACAGUGAUUUCUGUGUACUGUGAGAGACAUUUUGAUGAAAGGAUGAUGAACAAAUGUAUUUAUUUUUGUUUCGAUGUUGCUGCACAUUCGAAACAACCUUUGCAAGAAGAGAAUCCAAUGCUGUAUUCACUGUUGAUAUAAAAAAAACAACUUAUUUUACGGUCUUUGUCGCUGAUUUUACUUGACUUUAGAUGUACGUGUUGCUGUUUCUCAGUGAUGUUUGAAAUUACUUUCUACAGCAAUGCAUUGUGGAUAAAUGGCGCCGAGAAAAACGCUGUUGAUCGACUGUGUGAGCGUCCAGAGCUCAUUGUAACAUGCAAAUCAAGCUAAGCUGAACUGCUUUGGAUCCGUCACUUCCUGAAGUGAGUUGCUUGGAUAGCGUGCUAUCAUCAGGACAUUCACCUUGUUUUUGACCCUGAAUGGACAUUAAAAAAAAAACGAAAUGCUUCCCAGCUGAUAUGCUGACCGAUUGCUUCUAAAACUGGCCAUAACUUGUUUCAUUUGAAACUUAUUGAUUAACUUAUUGAUUUUGAGUUUAAAAAGCUGGUUAAGUUGUGUAACUGUGGGUUUGCAGACCUUACAGACCUUAACAAAAUAAGCCCGCACAUCUGCAGGCUGUACAGAUGUUGCUAUGCAAACAAUGGUCACAAUCACUGUUCAUCUCAAAUAUUUUAUUUCAGUCAGCAGUAGGUCCUGAAGGACUGACUUUGGACUACCCUGCUAUAAAGCAUCUCUCUUCAGGCAGUGACUCACCUCAGGUAGUGAAGGGGGUGGGGGGGUGUUUUUCACCUUCCCUGUAAUGAACACAAAGGUUUACGAUGGUUUCAACAUGCUGACCCCACUCAGGUGGACGCACCUCAACUCAACGGCUAAUGUAGUUCUCGCUUUAAUAAAACUGUCUUGAAGGAUAAAUACAAGUCUAGUUUA